GGCGAAGGAAAGUGCGUCGUUGGGGUUAGUGAUACUGAUGCGGACUUCGCAGCUGGGGCUACGGGUGGUUCGAAGCAACACACUCUUUUGGAAAACGAGAUGCCCUCACACUCGCAUACAUUCGCUGAUUCUUAUAGAAAUACGACUUUUCCUGGUGCGGAUUUUAGUUAUGGUCCAAAUUGGGCUGCUGUCCCCACAAAUGUGAUAGACCAAGCCGAUACUACUAACUCUGCUGGUGGUUCGCAACCUUUUAACAUUAUGAACCCAUACAUUUCGUGUUAUAUGUGGCGACGCACAGCUUAAUUUCUAUCUAUAAAGUAGUAAUGAGUUUCGUUCAGGCACUUAGUUCAGCAAGAAGAAAUCAGGUUAUUUCAGCUAUGAAAACUACCUCUUCGGGGGCUAUUGAAAUGACUGGUGAUAUACAGAUUACGGGUGCUUUAGAGGCUCAAAGUAUAGGAACAACACUACUAAAUACCAUAUUCCCAAUAGGCAGUAUUUACUUUACGGCGUCUGCGGUAAAUCCAAGCACUUCCAACGGGGGAACUUGGCAACGCUACGCGCAAGGGAAAUGCCUUUUUUCGGUAGAUGAUACUGAUACUGAUUUUAGUUUUGAGACUACUGGAGGUGUAAAAGAGGUAGUUUUAACGGAAGCUCAGAUGCCCUCCCAUUCGCACACUUUAGAUGACUUUGUAAGAGCAGUCCAAACUAAUGGAGCAAUUUACCAUAACGACUUUCAAAAAGUCCCUAAACCAAUAGGCAUUACAACUCUCGCAAAUACUACCGACACCGCGGGUGGAUUGAACGGCACAACACAGCCUUUUAAUAAUAUGCCCCCAUACAUAGCAAUCUACUGCUGGAAAAGAACUUCUUAG
Micromonas pusilla CCMP1545 is the source of this 872-nucleotide messenger RNA. RefSeq lists its product as uncharacterized. Lineage: Eukaryota; Viridiplantae; Chlorophyta; Mamiellophyceae; Mamiellales; Mamiellaceae. The transcript has a single exon. The coding region runs from base 324 to 872 and encodes 182 amino acids. The record is from RefSeq and is a predicted model, not a curated record.